CACCGGCGGCGCCACACACGGCCGCCUGCGUCCGCGGCUGCGAGCCCGAGCGAGCAAGUCGGCCUGCGGACCCCGCGCCGCGCGGGCUCGGGGACGAGGACCCUCUCCACCGCCGACUCCGACGACAGGGGCCGCGGAAGGAGGUGGACGGAGGAAAAGCGCGAGCGGUGCCGGAUGGAGACGUCAUCAGAGCGCACCGGAAGCGGCCCCAGAAUGAGGAGUGUAAUCUACCACGCCCUCUCCCAGAAAGAGGCCAAGGAGCUGGAUGUCCAGCGCCCGGGAGCCCAGCGCGCCGAGGCCUUCCUGCAGGCCUUCCUGCGGCGCUGCACGCCCCACAUGAGCCAGCGUGCCCGCGAGGACCAGCUGCAGCGCAAGGCCGUGGUGCUGGAGUACUUCACCCGCCGGAGGGGCAGGGAGCCGAGGAGGCGGGCCCGGGGCCUGUCCGCGCGGCAGAGGAGGGCGCUGCGGCUCUUCGACAUCAAGCCGGAGCAGCAGAGAUACGACCUCUUUCUCCCCCUGCACGAGCUCUGGAAACAGUACAUCCGGGACCUGUGCAAUGGCCUCAGGCCAGACACGCAGCCCCAGGCGAUCCAGGCCAAGCUGUUGAAGGCAGAUCUCCAUGGCGCCAUUGUUUCAGUCACGAAAUCCAAGUGCCCCUCCUACGUGGGUGUCACAGGGAUCCUCCUGCAGGAAACAAAGCACGUUUUCAAAAUCAUCACCAAAGAAGACCGCCUGAAAGUGAUCCCCAAGCUGGGCUGUGUGUUCUCCGUGGAAACCGACGGCUUCGUUUCCUACAUUCACGGGAGCAAAUUCCAGCUCCGGUCGAGCGAGCGGUCCGCCAAGAAGUUCAAAGCGAAGGGAACUGUGGACCUGUGAGCGCUGCGGCCCACGGGGUCACGGCCGAGAGGAGCGCCGGCCCGAGCCCAGCUCCUAGGAGACGGCAGGCGCUUCCGGGGAGACCACCCCGGUCGGUAGGACACCUGGGAAGAAACGCCUGGUGUCGGGGAGCAGGGUGCACA
Messenger RNA from Myotis myotis, 1019 nucleotides. It is a transcript of the gene POP4, whose product is annotated as POP4 homolog, ribonuclease P/MRP subunit. Gene Ontology annotation, biological process: tRNA 5'-leader removal; rRNA processing. The record is from RefSeq and is a predicted model, not a curated record. The coding region runs from base 175 to 876 and encodes 233 amino acids. Gene Ontology annotation, molecular function: ribonuclease P RNA binding. The transcript is spliced from 7 exons. Gene Ontology annotation, cellular component: ribonuclease P complex; ribonuclease MRP complex. NCBI's taxonomy places the organism in Eukaryota, Metazoa, Chordata, Mammalia, Chiroptera, Vespertilionidae.